AUGUUUGAACUCUAUUCUGAAAUGAAUGAACCGUCUGCUUUCAGCAAAAUUUUAUGAAAGAGUCAAAAGCAGAAAACAAUUAAACAGUCAAUUUUCGAAUUUUACUGCCAACUUUAUCACAAUAAUUCUAGUGACGAAAGCUCAAUUCCUAGACAAAAAAUUGGAAAAGCUCUAGAAGAUUUAUUAUGAUGUUUUCAAAUGACAAGUUUACUAUGAAUUCCAAAUCUUCUAAUUAAGGACUGAGAUGAAAAUAUGGCACUAUGGGAAAUUAUUGGAUACUUGAGGCUUGACAAUAUAUGCUCAGAGCUAGGAAUUAUUGAUGUGUGCUUAUACUUAUCAAUUAUUGCUAAUUUUACAAUAUUUUUCAGUAUUAUGGCUUCAGUUUUGAUUAUCUAUCGCUCUUUAAAUUUACCGGGAUUAUUAUUUAUACUAUUUAAAUGAAUAUUCAGUUUCUGAUCGAAUUUGAUUUUUAUACCAUCUAUGGUAUUGUGUUCCAUCUUUUUGAAGUAUAGCUUUAGUUCUUCAGGGAAAGUAUCUGAAUAUCAGAACGAUAAUGAGCCCUCAGACUUUGAGGUAAACGCCAUGCUACAAAUUUUUAUAAUUUUUUCAAUGAUCAUAACUUUUCCUUUGAUUUUAUUUCAUACUGAAUUUUCAGGUGAAAUAAAUCAUGCUUUAAGCACAAAAAUAUUAAAUUCAAAGGCUCACUCGAAAAUUGAUGUGCAUAUAGCAAUGCUAUCAUACUUUUCUCCAAUAUUUUAUGUAUUAUUGGACGAAGAUUAUAUUAUUUAUUAUCAGUGUGCUUUAUUGAUGAUUUCAAUAAUUUUGACAAUAGAAACUAUAGUAUUUUUACCGUAUUUUUCGACAUAUUGCAAUUUAGCGCUAGCUAUUAAGCUUUUUGCUAUUUCUGUAGUAUCCUUUGGAUUUAUUUUUGGGUAUUGGAUGGAUAAUUCGAUAUUAAUUAUUUUGAUAGUCACUAUUUUAGGACCUGUAGCAACUGUCUUCAUUUAUCAGUUUACUUUAAAAUGUCAAAAAGGCUUCAUUAUAAAUCUUCCAAAAGGUUUAGACGGAAUAAAUUGUGUAUAUAAACUAGAAAAAUGUCUUAGGAAAUCGCUACUCUUAUCCCUCCUCUCAGUGAUCGAACAAAAAAAUUUUUGUUUGCUCACGAAGGGGGUUAAUAUUUUUUUUUGAAAAAUUUAUAGUAAAAAUGAAUUAAUUUAUAUUUUAAAAUACAAGCUGUUUAAAUUCAACAGGAUUAGCUAGAGAUUUCAUUAUAAUAAUUAUUGAUUAUAUAUCGAAAUAUUAUUUUCAUAAACAUUUUAUAUUAAAAUUUUUUGAUCACGGAGGGGGUUAUUAGGGAUUUUUCCAAUGGUUUUGUCCGCUCACAAAGGGUGAGUUAGAAGAUUCUGAAAAUAAAGACCAAAUAAUUUACCUCUUCGAAAUUUUCUUUAUAGAAAAGUAUUUGUACCACGAAAAGUUCCAAAUUCUAUGGGUUACAAACUAUUGCUUAUUUACACUUCAAGACGAAUCUUUAUCAAAAAUUAAACUAAACAGAACAAAAAAUAUUCCAGGAAAUUUAGAAUCUGAUUUUCAAGAAUAUUUGUGUCAUAAAAAUAUUGAAUCUCUAAGGAGUGAAAGCACAAAGUAUAUCGACUACUUUCAGCAAUUAAAUAUUAUAAAAAAGAAAGAUUUAAAAUUAUGUGUCAAUUUAUUGAAAUUCUGAGAAGAAUUAAUUACACCAAGGCCUGACAUUAAAAAGCUGUCAAAAAAACUCUUGUGGAUAGAAGAAAAAUUACUAUUUUUGAAUAAUAAAUAUAGCCAAUUAACAGGAAAAUAUUUUGAUUCUAAAGAAUCUUUAGACCUUUAUGCUUCAUAUGCGAAGGAUAUUCUUUUCGAUUUAGAAAAAUCAAAUUUAUUAAAAAACAAGUCACGGUCAUUUGGUAAAAGUACCAUCAACUCCUAUUCACGAAAUUUUGAAUUUUUUAAUGAUAUCAAUGGAAUUUUUAUAAUUUCAUGUGAAAAAGAAAGCUUUGGUGAAAUUAUUUUUUCAAACCCAAAAUCUUGUGAAAUUAUGAAGUGCCAUACUUAUAGUAUUAAUGGAGCUAGUAUAAGAAAAUUUAUCCCUGCUUACUACUGUGAAAAAAUAUAUGAAGAGAUCCGUAGGACUAUUCAUUUUGCCUCCUGUUCAGAAAUAGACUUAAAUGAACGAUUCUUUUUAAUCCUGCCCUCCCAUUUUCUAAUAGAAUGCUCUGGAAAAAUUUUAAUAACCUCUCACCAUAAUUCUCUUAUUUCUAUUUUAAUUUUCAAACCCAAAAUAGCUAGACAUCAAGUCGCAUUAAUUUCAGAAACAGGCGAAAUUUGCAGUUACUCAGAAAAUUUUGCUAAAUUCCUUAAAAAUGAUAGCACCACUUUAGUUGGGUAUAACCUUAAAAAUUUAUUUCCUGAAAUACCAGAUUUUGCCUGACAAUGAUUUGCCCCUUAUAGACUGUCAGAUUUCGAAACUGAAACUAUUUUGGUUUUAUGUUAUUAUCACGUCAAUAAAAUGAAAGUUUUUUAUGCUGUAAUAACAAAUGACUGUGACGAAAUCCAAAGAUGAAAAAAUAAAAAAACGCCAAAUGAGGAUGAGAAAUUUUAUUUGGCGAGCCAAUUAUCAUCAAAAGCUGCAAGCACUGAACGCAAUAGUAUCAUAAAUAAAGAAGAUUCAGAAAUUAAAGAAAUUUAUGUUCAUUCAGAAAUGAAUUUAAAUAAAUCAAGUGAAUCUGUAGAAGCAACUGAAGAAAAAUCCCAAAUUUCGGAAUUUACUUAUCAUAGGACAUUUAUUCAUCAAAUAACCUCGUCUUCAAGAUCUAUUAAUAUUUUACAUUUAGCGAUUUCUUUAGCGGUAUUUUUUAUAUAGAUUAUAGCAGUUUUAGGCACAAAUAUUGCAGUGCUAUUUUACGCCUUCACCAAUAUUAAUUUUAUUAGAAAUAUGGAUCUUCCUUUGACGCUUGGAAGAUUAGGCAAAAAAUUGCAAAAUGUAGCCUACACCCCUCAUUUACUUUGGGCACUUACCCCAGGAGCAAGCUCUGAUACUCAGCAGGUGCUAAAGGUAGUAUGAAAUAAAAUUAUCACUUAUAAUGCUGAUUUAAAAGAAUUGUAUCUUAAUAUUACUUCUCAUUUAGAAGAGUGAAAUUAUUGUUCAGGAAGAGAAAUUUUUAUGGAUAAAAAUAUAAGGUUAUGGAAUUCUAAUAACCUCCCUCCGUGAGAAAACAAAAAAAAAUCUGGUUAAUUUUUUUUAAAUAAAUUUAUAUAAAUUUUAUAUCCCAAUUCGCAAAAAUUGGAAAGCAAAUAUUUAUUUAAUUUUUAAAAUGCAAGCUGUUUAAAUUAAACAGAAUUAGCAAACAUAUACUAAUUAUCAUUUAAUAAAGUUUUUUUUUUAAAAAAAAAAAUUUAUUAAAAAAUAUUUUUGUCUCUCGCAGAAUUUUUCUAAUGGUUUUUAUUUUUUUGUAUGGAAGGGGGAAUAAGAAAAUAAAUUUAUUGGAUAUGAUAUCAGAAUUUGUCCAAACCGUAAGAGAUAUUCAGGGAAAUGAGUUUGUGAAAAAAUAUAAUAACUCAGAAGAUUAUAAUGAUGGAGCUUCUUUUUUAAUAGCUAAUGGUUAUGGAGAAGCAUUUGAGUACUGCAAUAGUUCUUUAUAUGAAGUUUUGGAUUGCCAAAAAGUUAUUAUGUCUAAUUUUAAAUCAGAAAUGUUUAUUUUUCUUAUUUUGGGAAUUGGUGCUCUUGCUUUAUGUUUUUGCUUUAUGAUGCCGUUUUGGUAUUCUACUGUGAAAAUUGAAAGCGAACUUUGAAAUAAUUUAAGAAAAAAAGCAUAUGAGCAUUAUUUUGAGUUAAAGGAGUCUUUAUUGGAGAGACUAAAAUGCAUUCACUCUCUGCCUGAAAUAUUACUUACAUCAGAUUUUAUAUUUUUUGGCUAUUAAUAUUUCAGAUAAUUCCUUUUUAUAUUAUAAAAAAAUUAAUAAAUCAAUAAUAUAUUUUAAAGCAAAAAUAGUCUAAAUUUAUUUAUUGCUGAAAUUAUAAAUAUAAAUUUAAGUUAUAUGUUAGUAACGAAAAUCCAUCAAAAAAACAUUUCAAUUUUAGAAAUUAUUGAAAAUUUAUAUGAAGGCUUAUCUUAUACCUUUUAAAAAUCCAGCACCAUUCAAUAAAUCUAUUUUACAGUAUUUCUCUUAUAUAAAAUAAGUAUAUAUUUUAUAAUAGUCUCAAUGUUUUCUAUCGUAAAUAUCACCUACCUCUAUGAAAAAUGCACAAAUUAUUUAUCUUAUAGACCAGAAAUAUUAAAAGAAAUUAUACGUGGUCAAAUUUUACAAAAUUCUAUAGCAAUAUGAGCGACAAAUUCUCAAUUUGAGCAUUGGGGGAUUCCGUUGACAAAUAUUCUGCCUACUAAUUACCCUUUAAUGAAUAGUUUAUCUGCAUUCCAGCAUGAUCUUGCAAAGCUGGAGCGUUCAAAAUUGGUUUUAAGAGAUCCCAAAUAUUUACCUAUUUUAUCAGAAAAUUUUAAAAAAAGCUUCUUUGAAUCUGAAAACGAAUCAGAUCAUUAUUAUUUUGAUUAUGGGGCAUAUGCUGCUGAAGAUAUCAUAAAAUUUGAUAGUUAUUGAAUUACUUAUUCAAAUAACCUUCCCGAUUUCUGAUUAAUUUGAGCUUUAAACAUUGAAGUUUUGACUAUUAAUUAUGGUGAUCUGGCUGAUGGGAUUGAUGGCUAUUCUCAAGGUGUGAUUGACGAUCAAGUCACAGUUAUAGAGGCAGCUUUUGCUGUUUUUACUAUAAGUUCAGUAUUCAUAUAUUUUUCAUUAUAUUUCAUAUUUUUUAGGAAAGAAAAACAAUACUUGCAGAAGAUCAAUUCAAUGAUGAAAAUUAUUCCAUGAUAG
Messenger RNA from Blepharisma stoltei, 4896 nucleotides. The record is from the annotation of a GenBank genome assembly. Lineage: Eukaryota; Ciliophora; Heterotrichea; Heterotrichida; Blepharismidae.